Molecule: messenger RNA, 1169 nt
Organism: Exaiptasia diaphana
Lineage: Eukaryota; Metazoa; Cnidaria; Anthozoa; Actiniaria; Aiptasiidae
Exons: 7
Molecular function (GO): protein binding
Source: RefSeq, a predicted model, not a curated record
ACGUAUAUGGUGUACCGUUAGUAUGCAGAAAACCAUUUGGUCUUGAAAAGGGUGGCAACUUGGGGAAUAUCAAGAUAACAUCAUCUUCUAAAGCAGACAAUUCCCAUGAUGCAUCUGAUGGACGUCUCUAUGGUAAUACAUCAUGGUGCAGUAGGACAUCAUCAAACUCAGAGUACAUACAGAUUGACUUUGUGAAGAUGGUUACACUGACUGGUAUAGCUACACAGGGUUACCACACCAUGGAUAAAUGGGUCAAGACUUACAUCAUCAAAUACAGUAUCGAUGGAAUCCAAUGGAAUUAUCACCGAGAAGGCGGAAAUAGUGUCAAGAUCUUUCAAGGAAACAGUGACAGAAGUAGUAUUGCAGUCCGAUGGUUAAGUCAUCCACUCACAGUAAGAUAUAUCAAAGUGCAUCCCCAGACCUGGAAUACUGCAGUAUGUAUGAGAAUUGAAGUCUUUGGAUGCAAGUCUCCUUCUGCUCCAGAGAUAACCAAAUUGACAAAUCGAAACCUUACAGCAUCAAUUGGUAGCUAUGUCGAGUUGACGUGCCAGGUAAAGGAACCAUUAAUCCAGCACAUUCAAUGGUAUUCUAAUGGUACUGAUGUAACCAGUCUUUCUGGUGGUAUAACGCGGGAUGUUACCUCUGUCAAGUCUGUGCUACGAGUAAACUAUACCAAUGCUAUUGAUGUAACCAGGAAAUACCAGUGCUUCAAUAAAGUAAAUAUUAUGGUAUGCCGACGGAACUACGUGUGUAAGUCAAAGUAUGGCAAGAACAAUAGUGAAGCAGAUUCUGUGAAAAGUGCGCAAGUCCAAGUUAUUCUUGACACGUCUCCUGUUCUUCCAUCGCCAUUUCUCCAUGUUUUUUCCAAGUCAGUGAUCGUUGGUUGGACGUUUCCCGUCAAUUCAUAUGUUAAAACUGUAAUGGUCAAGUACUGGAAUCAUCAAACAACAAAGACUGUGAAUGCAUCGUAUCCUGCUACCAAUCUUACCAUAACUGGCUUAUCACCUUGUACGUACUAUAAUGUGACUAUGAAGGCUGUUAGYGAACUGGGUAAUGGACCAUGGACUACAAUCAGGAAUAUCAAAACAGACUCGGAAUUACCAAAAGUUGCCCCCAGUGGUGUUAGUGCACGAGCGAAGACGUCUCAAAGCAUACUAGUUACAUGGAAG